CGUCAGCCCCUCCCAUUGCUGUGACGUCUCGCCCCCUGCCUGUGUGAGCGGAGAGACACACAGAGACACAGUGAGGCUGAGGAUUCGGCUGAGGAUUCGGCUGGGGCUCUGUCUCCAGGCAGUGGGGCGGCGGAGAAGCUGAACAUGGUGACUGCUUCUAUCCCUCGCCGGCUGGCCAGGCGCUCCCGUACGGCUAUAGUGGCGGCGCUCACCGUGCUGCUCAUCCAGACUCUCAUCGUGUGGAAUUUUAGCAACCUGGAUAGCGGGGACGAGCAGCGGGCAGGGGGAGGAGGCAGCAGCAGCCGGGAGAAGAGGGACCGGGGCAGCGACAAAGAUGAUCUAGGGCUGGGACACGAACAGCAAGAGCAGCAGCACCGCAGAGAACCUGCGCCAGGGGCACAGCAGCACAGCCAGGCUAUGAAUGGCUACUUUUCCCACCGCCCCAAAGAGAAACAGCGGACAGACAGCAACAACGAAAACUCUGUCCCUAAAGACUUUGAGAACAUCGACAACAGUAAUUUUGCCCCAAGGACUCAACGGCACAAGUACCAAACGGAGCUAAUGAAGAAGCCUGUUAGCAAGCAGAAAGAACAUAUAAAGAGAAAGCUAGCCUUAGAGGCGAAGGUGAAAGAAAACUCUCUGCUGGGCAAAACUUCCAAUGAGGUGUUACAUUAUGUUGGCAACACUUCCAAGAACACCAGCAACAGCAAUCUGAAGGAUUCCUACAAAAGCUCCAAGUCACACCACACCAAGAAAAGUGGCAGCAGCUCCCCUGAAAUAAAGUACGAGCUUCCUCCUAAAUGUGAGAUAACUGGCAAGGAGGCAAUAUCAGCACUUUCUCGGGCCAAGUCCAAACAGUGUCGACAAGAAAUUGCAGAGGUCUAUUGCCAACAUAAGCAAGGGAAGCUCAUGCCAGAGAAAGUAACAAGGCUGUGUCCUCUGGAAGGAAAAUCAAGCAACAAUGUGCAGUGGGAUGAUGAUUCGGUGGAGUACCCGACAGUGAAUCCAGUCAGAAUUGCCUUUGUUUUGGUUGUCCAUGGCCGAGCCUCCAGGCAGCUCCAGAGAAUGUUCAAGGCAAUUUACCACAAGGACCAUUAUUAUUUUAUCCAUUGUGACAAGCGAUCCCAUUAUCUACACAGACAAGUUUUACAGUUUGCCAGCCAGUACCCCAAUGUCCGUGUUACUUCAUGGAGAAUGUCAACCAUUUGGGGGGGAGCAAGUCUUUUGUCUACCUACCUGCAAAGUAUGAGGGAUCUGCUGGAAAUGUCUGAUUGGUCUUGGGAUUUCUUCAUCAAUCUCAGUGCUGCUGAUUAUCCAGUCAGGACAAAUGACCAGCUGGUUGCGUUCCUCUCUAGAUAUCGAAAUAUGAAUUUUUUGAAGUCCCAUGGGAGAGACAAUGCAAGAUUUAUCAGAAAACAGGGUUUGGAUCGCCUGUUUCUUGAAUGUGACACGCAUAUGUGGCGACUUGGGGAUAGAAAGAUCCCAGAAGGCAUUAAUGUGGAUGGUGGCUCUGAUUGGUUCCUGCUAAACAGGAAGUUUGUGGAGUAUGUGACCUUUUCCAAUGAUGAUCUGGUUACGAAGAUGAAGCAGUUUUAUUCCUACACCCUUCUUCCAGCUGAGUCCUUCUUUCAUACAGUCCUGGAAAACAGUCCAUAUUGUGACACCAUGGUUGACAAUAAUCUUCGGAUUACAAACUGGAAUCGUAAAUUAGGCUGCAAAUGCCAGUAUAAACACAUCGUUGACUGGUGUGGAUGCUCUCCCAAUGACUUCAAGCCAUCAGAUUUCCAUAGAUUUCAGACAUCAAGACCAACCUUUUUUGCUCGGAAAUUUGAAGCUGUGGUGAACCAAGAAAUAAUUGGCCAGCUGGAUUAUUAUUUGUACGGCAACUACCCGUCGGGAACACCAGGGCUUCGGUCAUACUGGGAAAAUCUGUACGAUGAGCCUGAUGGCAUUCACAGUAUCUCUGAUGUGAUGCUGACCAUGUUCCAUGCAUUUUCCCACAUGGGACUGAAAAGAGCUGAGUCUUCGCUCCAUACUGAUGGGGAAAACACCUGCCGGUACUAUCCCAUGGGGCAUCCAGUGUCAGUCCAUCUUUAUUUCCUCGCUGAUCGCUUUCAGGGCUUUCUCAUUAAACAUCAUGCCACUAAUCUCGCCGUCAGUAAGCUGGAGACAUUGGAGACUUGGGUAAUGCCAAAGAAAGUUUUCAAGAUUGCAAAUCCCACAAGUGAUUUUGGAAGGCUGCAGUUUUCUGAGGUUGGAACAGAAUGGGAUGCCAAAGAAAGAAUAUUCAGGAACUUUGGAGGUCUAAUGGGGCCUAUGGAUGAACCGAUUGCUAUGCAGAAGUGGGGGAAAGGACCUAAUAUAACAAUUACUGUUGUGUGGAUCGACCCUAUCAAUGUCAUUGCAGCCACAUACGAUAUUCUUAUUGAGUCCACUGCAGAAUACACCCAUUACAAACCACCUCUGAACUUGCCACUCAGGCCAGGGGUUUGGACUAUUCGUAUUUUACACCACUGGGUUCCAGUAGCUGAAACGAAAUUCUUGAUUACACCACUCACGUUUUCGAAUCGCCAACCAAUUAAACAAGAGGAGCUAGCCAAGUUCCAUGGGGGACCUCCAAAAAAUGCAUACAUGGAGCAGAGUUUCCAAGGCCUAAAUCCUGUUUUAAAUAUACCGGUCAAUACAGCGCAAGUGGAAGAAGCAAGGAAAAAUGCAGCUCUUGUAGGAGCAAAGCUGGAAAAUUUAGUUGACAGCCUGACAAGCAGCAUGUGGUCAGCGGUGGAUAUCUGCACAACUGGGCCCUCCUCUUGUCCAGUAAUGCAGUCAUGUGCCCAGACUGCCUGGAGUUCACUCAGCCCUGACCCCAAAUCAGAACUUGGACUUGUGAAACAUGAUGGGCGGUUGAGGUAGCAUCUGUUACACCCUUCCAUGGCAUGGGAACUAAAAGGGAAAAUUAACCAUUUCUUACAUCAGUUCAGCAAAAAAAAAAAAAAA
Messenger RNA from Xenopus tropicalis (tropical clawed frog), 2994 nucleotides. RefSeq names its product xylosyltransferase I (gene xylt1). Gene Ontology annotation, molecular function: protein xylosyltransferase activity; glycosyltransferase activity. Gene Ontology annotation, biological process: proteoglycan biosynthetic process; heparan sulfate proteoglycan biosynthetic process. Gene Ontology annotation, cellular component: membrane; Golgi membrane. Bases 145 to 2910 code for a protein of 921 amino acids. The transcript has 11 exons. NCBI's taxonomy places the organism in Eukaryota, Metazoa, Chordata, Amphibia, Anura, Pipidae. The record is from RefSeq and is a predicted model, not a curated record.